AUGGGUCGCGCCCUGGUGUGGCUCCUGGGUGGGCGGCCGCUCUGGGCAGCGUGCGGCCAGGCGUGGAGGGCGGGCUGGUGGCGCGCAGACGGGAUUGCAGCAAAACAGACAUUCAGCACACAGCGCCUUUCUGAACUCCAGGAGGGUAUUGAGGACCUGCGCACAGCCCUCACAGACCAGGAGAGGGCCCUGCUGGGCCUGCGGUCCGAUGUUGCUGACCUGCACACCAUGAUGGCGUCCUCCCAGGCGGAGACGACAACCAGCCUGGGAGAGCACAGCGCCUUGCAGACUGGCACAGCCAUGCAGCAGCCAGCCAGCGGGACAGCAGGGCUCGCCCCAGAGGCACCGCCCAUUCAGGAGGCCAGGCUUGCCAAACUGCAGGCAAGGGCCCAGGGGGGCAAGCAGACAGCUGAGGAGGCAUGGGGGCCGGGUGAGCAUCAGGAUGAGGAAUACGACCUGCACCCACUUGAGGCAGCAGGGGUGCCCUGCGGUGCCGUUUACUGCACCCUAAGGGUCAUUGAUGAGCAGGACUGGGGGUGGGAGUGGUACCCCCCGCCCAGCCUGGGGACGUGUGGGGACCUUGUUGAGGGCAUCAACUCCGAAGGUGCGCCAUUUGCAGUGUUGGAGACUGCACCGGAGCAGGUAGCUGCUGGAGGUGCUGUAGAUCGGUCUGUGGAUGGGGUGGUGGAUGGUGCAGGGGCGUGCAGGACUGGGCAAGUGCCCCGCCAAGGGUCAAAUUCCAAUCGUUUUGAAGGGGGCAUGGAGAAUAUGGAAAGCGAAAUGCAGCCGGAGAUCAACCCUGGCUGGCACAGCAGUCGCAGUACUGUUCCUGAAGUCAAAGCUGCAGGCAGCCCUUGCUCCUUACCCUCGAAGGCAAAUAUUUCUCCCAUUGCUGAGACUCCCAGAGGUGGCCAGGGAGCUGUCCAAUCGGCAAACACAGAUGCUGACGAUUUGACGCCUGACUCAAGGCAAGGAUGUGACAGAGGCGCAGUGAUGGCAGGGAUCGAUGGGACGUGCCCUGAUAGGAUGGACAGCAGCAGUGAAUAUGUGCUGCAUCGCAGGAGCUCUGGCAAUGCAGGGUCGAUCGCUGACUCGGUCUUUGAAAUGGCGAGCCGGACUGUGGAACGCUGGAAGGAUGUGCCAUGGUCUCAGGGUGACUACGAAUUCAGCGACGGUCAGAGCUGCUUUCAGUCGGAUGUUCAGGACACUGCCUCAGAUUCGGGGAGCCAGGGAGGAAAUGAAUCUGGUGCUGUGAUUGCCAUCAAGCCUCUUGAGGGGGGUGGCAAAGGCAGCCUGCCGGCUUCAGGUAUGCAGCCUGGGGACACGAGGACAGGUAGCGAAACUCCAAGACAAUGCCCACGCAUCAGUGGCCUGAGCGAAUUGCUGCCAUGGCACUGUGGCAACUUCAGGUGCGAUGAACGCACGAUGGACUCAGCGCGCAUGGCAUCCCCCAGUCAAUCGAGCGACUGCGGCGAGCACAAGGAGUCGAUCGGUGCGGAAGACAGGCCAUGGUCCCUCACUGGGGGCUACCAGUCCUUGUCCCACGGCAUGGCAGGGUUGCAGCACAGCGGUGUGGGUCGGUACUCGGCGUUUAUAAACCCGCUGUUUGUGACUGAGUCCACAGUGGGGACGUUCGUGGACGACGGGGACGAUGCAGCAUCAAACUGGAGCCAGUACCCUGACUGUGGCCCAGUCACCCCACGGGUGGAUCCAGAAGCCAAGGGUGGCAUUUGGUAUCCCCCCGUGUACAACCCACUAUUUGCCGACAUCGACAACGAUGGUGAGGAAGAGGAGGAAGAGGAAGAGGAGGGUGUGGAGCUGGGCAAGUUCCGGCUGCGUGGCCAUGACCGGCCUAUCGGGUUAGCGACCCGAGCCGUUUCCAUUCACACAGCUGUUGGCGCCCUGAAGCACAUGCAGAUCAGGAUGGGCGGCGGGACCACGGGUGCAUUGGGCCCGGGAUCCAUGAGUAUCGAUGCGAGGGUACCUAAUUCUUUGGCUGCUGCGACCAGGCAGCGUGGUGGCGACGCUCGUUGCAGAUUGGUUGAGCGGCAUUGA
This is a messenger RNA of Ostreobium quekettii, 2055 nucleotides long. NCBI's taxonomy places the organism in Eukaryota, Viridiplantae, Chlorophyta, Ulvophyceae, Bryopsidales, Ostreobiaceae. The record is from the annotation of a GenBank genome assembly.